CACUGUCAACUCUUCUCCGCAUGCGUCGAACCAUAGAUUCAGGAUUACCGGGACUAAGGCGCGGCAGCAUGCCAAGAUAAAAAGAGAGGGAGAUAUAUUUUUAGCAAGUCAGAUGUCAAUAUGUUCUGUUUUUCCGUUCACAAGAUCUUAGGUGUAACUGAAAUAGGUAUACGUUAUUGGUGUUUUGGUCUCUGUCAGAGUAGAGUACGCAAUGAGUGGAAAGUGUAGCGAUUCGCUGAAGAAUUAUUUACACAUUCCUUUAUUUUCAGUGUGCAUGAAAUUCAUGAAUGGCGUGUGUCGCAACCUGUCGCCAGUUUUAUUGUAAAUUAUAAUAUUAAUGUUAGAAAAUGAUAGCUUUAAUUUACUACGUAAUCAAAGGUGAAACGCAUAGGUAGUAUUGCGAAAAGGCGGAAAAACCCGCAAAACAUCGACAAUAAAAACACUGGCCGCUUAGCCAUGUCGACCAGCCCAUUCCCAUACACCUGCGAGCUAUGCGGCGCGGAGGGCCUCACAGACGAGAUGAUGCGCUCCCACACUUUAGAGGCCCAUGUCGCAGGGCGUCCCUCCUGCCCCUUCUGUGACUGCUCUGUGCCCCCACCACAGCUACCGGGCCACGUGCAGAGAGCGCAUCUACACUACCUCACACCGGAGAGGGAGCUUAUGGCAUUCAUAGAUGAUCAGAGUCCAGGGUACGACGAAGACUCGAAGAUGACCACGACCGACAGCUGCAGCUACAAUACUCCUGGCUCCGUGAACGGCUGGCAUAGUCCUGAGUCUGCUUCAUUUCAUAAUGGUGCCAUCUCCAAGAACUAUCACAAUGGGUUUCAGGAGAAAGACUUCGAAGAUAGGCCCCCGAAAAAUAUCAACUUGACCAACGGCUUGAAAAACAUUAACACGAGCAACGGGGUUAUUCCAAAGAAGCUGAGUCGAGAAGGUUCCAGAGAACGGGAUAUGGUUAACGGGCAUGACAAGAAAAAUUCCAGUCCAAGCCACAAUUCAGGAAGUUAUGAAGGAUCACCAAACAAAAAUAAGUCGACAAUGGCAAGUGCUGGUCAAGGUUCCCCGCUGAGAUCACAAUUAGCAUUAAAACUGAAACCUAACACACCUAAAAAGUCGGUUCCCACUCCAAGCCCUACAGUUCAGUGCCUCCUCUGCGAUUUCACAACAACAUGCCCACAAAAGUUAGAAGAGCAUAUAAACCGCGCUCACUUCGACCUGACCUCUCCUUCUGUGAUGGGGAACGCAAACAGCAACACAGCGAACCCGACAUUAGGAAACCCGACGUUGACCCUGGACAAUCCUACGAACAACAUACUGGACAACCCGACGUUAGCUUACAGUGCGAUGGCGAUGUCACCAGGGCCUCAUAGCUCGACGUAUCAGUGCCCAAUCUGCGAGAGAGAGUUCACGAAUGGUUCAGAUGUGGAAAUGCAUGUUAAUGUUGAGCAUAGAGAUAUUUUGAGUCCACAGAAAGCAGAUCAGAUGGACAAUGCCUCCUGCGAUGAUGUAGUCAUGAUGGAAGAGAGUCCUGUGAGUAACUGCCCCGUCUGCUGCCAGCCACUGCCACUGUCUCAACAUGAACUGAUUCAACACAUAGAAGAACAUUUCGAGCGCGGCGAGGAGUGCGGCGCAGCGCUGAGCGCGGCCGAGCGAGAACAACAAAGAAACAGGGAAGAGCAUGAAUUUCAAAUGUUAAGGCAACAAUAUGGCAUGGAAGAGGAUGAGGAGGGUUACACAAACCGCGCCAGUAACAGCCUGAAGCGCGCCGUGUAUUCCGGAGCCCUGUCCGUAGCAGGAUACUACGAGAGGAGCGUAGGCCUCCGGCGUGCCUCGGCUUCAGGCCUCGACACCGGUUCUUCCAGAACCAGUGGAAUUUUGGAAAGGAUAACAGUCCUGAACGCCCAAAACCAGAGCAUCGUGAAGACCUACCUCUGCAGCGCCGUGGACCACUACGCGAGUACCUACGGCGACCGUGGCUGGGGCUGUGGCUAUAGGAAUAUGCAAAUGCUCCUCUCCUCCCUAAUGCGGAACCCCGAAUACAGCAAACUCCUCAACUGUAUGACAGAACAAGAUGGCGAAUGUGCGCCUUCAAUACCGCGGCUACAGCUUCUAGUAGAACGGGCGUGGCAGAUGGGCUUCGACACGCAGGGUUCGGAGCAGCUGGGCUGUAAGCUACAUAACACUCGCAAAUGGAUCGGGGCCUGCGAGGUAGUCACCGUACUCUCCUCGCUAAGGAUACGAUGUCAGCUGAUCGAUUUCCAUAAACCAACGAGUCCAGAAGGUGGCCACCCGGCGCUCUUCGACUGGGUGCUGCGAUACUUCACCGAAGACCCCAACGGGUUCAAAGCACCAAUAUACUUGCAGCAUCAAGGGCACUCUCGGACGAUAAUAGGCUUCGAGAAGCAUAGAGACGGCAAGGUGACGCUGCUGGUGCUCGACCCCUCACAUUCGCCUGCACAAGUACGGCAAGUACUUGUUGGCAGUAUGUGCGCCUGCGCGGCCGCGCUGCGACUGCUACGCCGUGGUUCUCCAGCGCUGCGCGCGCGCCAGUACCAGCUGCUGGCCGUGACCGGCGUGAUGCGGGACCAGCAGGAGUAUGAGGCCAGUAAAAUACUACAGUCAGUCCGCAUACCAUAGUGAAGGCAGCGUCGCUCCGUCAUUCUCAGCUCUAUGCAAGGCCACAUACAGUUCAUUUUCCGGUGUCUGCAGCUCAACACAUCUCUACGGACAUUUGGUAUGCUAUUUUUUACCAAAAAAGAAGUUGAUUUUAUUGUAUUAUGUGUAGUUUAAUUCAUUAUUAAUGCGAUUUUUUUUCGUAAUUUAACUUCUUGGAAUAAUUCAUAAUAAUAUCAUGUUCAUUAGUAAAUAUUUCACUAUUGAAUUUAAUUCACAUAAUACUACCUCAUAUUUAUUUCGUAUUUUUUUUAUUUCAAUUUUAUUUUAAAUAUUACAAUAUUUUCAUAAUCAACGACGCAUCGUAAUAAAAUAGUUAUAAAACAAUAAAAAUCACAAAAUGUCGGUCGGUUAGUAAUAAA
Molecule: messenger RNA, 3035 nt
Organism: Cydia strobilella
Lineage: Eukaryota; Metazoa; Arthropoda; Insecta; Lepidoptera; Tortricidae
Product: zinc finger-containing ubiquitin peptidase 1-like
Exons: 18
Coding region: 457-2637 (726 amino acids)
Source: RefSeq, a predicted model, not a curated record